AUGGGAGGUUCUGCUCAAGCCGACAUCGAAGAAAUCCACCUCGAGAAAAACGACGACGCCGGAGCUUCUUUCGUUCUCCAGUCCAAGGGGGAGUGGUGGCAUGCGGGUUUCCACCUGACGACAGCUGUCGUGGGGCCCACGAUACUCACUCUGCCGUACGCUUUCCGGGGGCUCGGUUGGAUGCCCGGGUUCCUCUGCCUCACGGCCGUGGGGGCCGUGACUUUCUACUCGUAUUAUCUCAUGUCGUUGGUGCUGGACCACCGUGAGAAGGGUGGUCGCCGCCACAUACGAUUUCGGGAGCUCGCGGCCGAUGUCUUGGGAUCUGGGUGGAUGUUCUAUUUGGUCAUAUUUAUUCAGACAUCAAUCAAUAUUGGCAUCUGCAUAGGAGUUCUUCUGUUUGCAGGGGAAUGCCUCCAGUUUCCGAGCUUCCAUUCGUUGAGGCAUAUUAACCUCGGCUCGCUUUUUUUGAGCAUGGGCUACACUUCUCUUGUGGUGGUCGCGUGCAUUAGCGCAGGUACCUCAACAAAUGCGCCUCAAAGGGACUACUCUUUAGAAGUAUCUGAAUCAUCUAGGAUUUUCAGUGCGUUCAAUUCUAUAUCCAUUUUGGCUGCCAUUUUCGGCAAUGGUAUCCUACCCGAAAUACAGGCAACGUUGGCUCCUCCGGCCACUGGCAAAAUGGUGAAAGGCCUAAUUAUGUGCUACACUGUAAUUUUCAUGACCUUCUACUCCGCUGCAGUUUCCGGGUAUUGGGUGUUUGGUAAUAAAUCGAACUCCAACAUUCUCAAAAACUUGAUGCCGGACGAGGGGCCUCCCUUGGCUCCUGUGUGGGUUUUGGGCCUCGCCAUCAUUUUCAUCCUCCUUCAGCUUUUCGCCAUCGGCUUGGUCUACUCUCAAGUAGUUUACGAGAUCAUUGAAAAGAAAUUUGCAGACGUGAACCGAGGCAUCUUCUCCAUGCGAAAUCUGAUUCCGAGAAUCAUUCUUCGUUCGUUGUACGUUACAGUAUGUGGGUCCAUUGCGGCUAUGCUUCCUUUCUUUGGAGACAUUAGUGCCAUUGUGGGUGCAGUCGGUUUCAUCCCACUCGAUUUCGUGCUGCCGAUGCUCAUGUACAACAUGACUCAUAAACCGACCAAAAAGUCGUUAGCUUAUUGGGUUAAUAGCUCGAUUAUCAUUGUUUUCACAUGCGUUGGGCUCGUGGGGGCAUUUUCUUCGACGAGGAAGCUGGUUCUUGAUGCUAAAGAGUUCAAGCUCUUUAGCAAUGAAGUUGUUGAUUGA
Messenger RNA from Striga hermonthica, 1272 nucleotides. NCBI's taxonomy places the organism in Eukaryota, Viridiplantae, Streptophyta, Magnoliopsida, Lamiales, Orobanchaceae. The record is from the annotation of a GenBank genome assembly.